AUGGCAAUUGUUUCUGAAUUAAACGGAAACCAAAACCCGGGUUUGGAUGAUGGCAGUGUAACUGAUGCAAAGAGCAAAAGACACCCAAGAUGGACUAGGCAAGAAACUCUUACACUCAUUCAGGCUAAGGAAAUCACUGAAAACUCCCCUCACAAAGGCAGAAAGAUCAGUUCUGCAUUACUAGUUAAUGCAGGUGCAGGUGCAGGAGCAGGAGCAGGAUCAUCAUCAUCGUCGCCGUCGUUGUUGUUUGAUAACACGGAGCCGAAGUGGGUAAUGAUAUCAUGUUACUGUAAGCAGCAAGGUGUGAAGAGGGGUCCUGCACAAUGCAAGAAGAGGUGGAGUAAUCUGAUAGGAGAUUUCAGGAAGGUGAAAAAUUGGGAGUCUAAGAUGGUAAAUAAGGCUGACUCUUUUUGGAAUAUGAGAAAUGAUCUUAGAAAAGAGAAGAAGCUGCCUGUUACGUUCGAUGUCGAAGUGUUUAAGGUUUUGGAAGGAAGGGAGACUGGUGCUGCUGGUGCUGUUUCGCCGUUGCCUUUACAGGCGGUUCCUGCUGCUGCUGCUGUAUCUGAUGAUGCUGAGUUUGGUUCCGAGGAGGGUGGCGACGAUGACGAGGUUGAUGAGGAGGAUGAGAAAAUGCAGGAUGGUGCAGAGGUUUUGUCUGAAAUCAAGAAUAAAGUGCAGGAGACUCUGGCAAUAACAGGGAAGUUGGAUGAUGUUAAGUCUGCUGACAAUGUGACUGAGGAACCUGUUAAGAAUUUCUGCAUUCAAGAACCGAUUUCAGAAGAGCAGCAUCAUCAAGCAUUCCAGAAAAAGAACAAAAGCUCGAAUCAAGAUACUUCAAAAGAAUCAAGGCCAAACUUCUCUAACGAGGAUUCACAAGGAAAGGGCAAAAGACAGCGAUUAUCUACAGAUGAAUGUAAAGCAAACUGCUCGGAAGAACAACUCUUAAAGGUGUUGGAGGAAAACAACAGAUUGUUGAAUGCACAACUCGAAAGUCAUAACAAAAACUGUCAACUGGAGAGAGAACAGAGGAAACAGAACAACAAUGAAUUGAUGUCUACACUUAGCAACCUUACUGAUGUCCUGUCUAAGAUUGCUGAGAAGCUGUGA
This is a messenger RNA of Chenopodium quinoa (quinoa), 1107 nucleotides long. RefSeq names its product trihelix transcription factor ASR3-like. NCBI's taxonomy places the organism in Eukaryota, Viridiplantae, Streptophyta, Magnoliopsida, Caryophyllales, Amaranthaceae. The transcript is spliced from 3 exons. The coding region runs from base 1 to 1107 and encodes 368 amino acids. The record is from RefSeq and is a predicted model, not a curated record.